Molecule: messenger RNA, 8975 nt
Organism: Piliocolobus tephrosceles (Ugandan red Colobus)
Lineage: Eukaryota; Metazoa; Chordata; Mammalia; Primates; Cercopithecidae
Gene: MAPKBP1
Product: mitogen-activated protein kinase binding protein 1
Exons: 31
Coding region: 2068-6594 (1508 amino acids)
Biological process (GO): negative regulation of canonical NF-kappaB signal transduction; positive regulation of JNK cascade
Cellular component (GO): cytoplasm
Molecular function (GO): protein binding
Source: RefSeq, a predicted model, not a curated record
GGCCUAAGACAGAAAGUACCCAGGUUUCAGACUUAAGAAAUCCUCAUUACACUGCUUUCAGUUGUUUUUCAUGAAAGAAAUGACCAAUGAUACUUUGUAAACCGUUUACCUGGCCGUAAGUGAUUAGGUGAGAAAACCGUUAGUGGACACCAGAAUGAUCUGGAGAGGAUUAGGGAUGGCUCUUUGGGACAUUUUUACUCUAGUUUCAUGGGUGGAGAUUGCAGCUGCUGUGGUCUGCAGCAUGCGAGUAAAGACACCAGGUGGCACCAUUUAUUAGCUUUUACUCCCAUGGAGAGGUUGCAUCAUGUAACUAGCAAGAGGUUGAGGGAACCAACUAUCUCUUGCAUAUUGUAGCUAAUGGUUCUUGCCUUCUUCCUCCAGACUUGGGAAAUAAAUUUGAAAAUCGUAUUUUAUGUUUCAUAAUAUUUGCAGUGCAUGGUUGAAGGGAAGAAGGCCACAUGCUAUUGCCAGUUGGUCUUCUGGGAGAUGACAUCCAUCAUCUCCAUGUCAACUUGUGAGCUUUACAAAUCUCAUUUUUAGUAUGUGGCUACAGUAUACACAAGCACAUAUGUGCUUUGCCACCUGGCUGUACAAGGCUCAACAUUUGUACACAAGCAAUGAGUUUACAGGUUCUUCCCUCUUGCUAUCACAUGUCUUCUCCACAGGGCUUCAAAAGAUCUGGGUAGGGUGAGAGAGAUACACCAGUGUAGUAUUUCCUUGGGUCCCUUGUCUUUGGCUUAGGCUUUUUCAUAAGGUAUAAUAAUUUCUUAGAGGUUCGUCCCUCUUGCAGACACAUGUCAUCUCCACAGGGAUUCAAAAGAUCUGGAUAGGGUGAGACGGACACACUAGUGUACUGUUCCCUUGGGGCCCAAGUCUCUGGGUUAGGCUUUUUCAUAAUUUCUUAUGGUAGUAAGUGGAGAAUACAGAGGAAAUACGUAUUUCAUGUAACAUUUCCGUGUAUUCCCUCUGCCUCCCCCGACAUGAGUUAGAAAAACUACCCCUCGAUCUAGUAUCAGCAAGCUCGACAGUGACCUCAACAAGGAACAGCCCUAGAGAAAAGGAUUCACAAGUAAAUGGAACGAGGAAAGAUCUGGAGCAACGAAGUGCUGGUCAGCUUUAGCUGAGGAAGCACAAUGGGACGUCGGAGGCUAAAGAAACCAUGAAACCUGCAGUAUUAUUAACAUAGCAUAUUCACUUGUCUUCUCUUGCCCCCGCACGCCCAAAGCUCUGUUCAAGGCCACCCUUUCCCCUUUCAUAAUGACCAAUCAGGUUGCCCAGUGCAAAAACACUAUUAAAUUCUUAGCUAUUAAAUUGCGUUAUUCAGAAUAAUCCUUUCCACGUUGAGUCUACGUGCCGGACUGGCUGCGAGCAGAAACUACCCUCAGGCGCUUUAAAUCUCAACACUUGUGGUCGCUGGGAGCAGAGCUCUUACUGUAGCUCAGUCUUGUAAUUCUGAGCUACGAGUUUCAGCUACGGUCCCUCGGGCCUAUCAAAUGGCAACGUUAACACCCUGGAGGCGUGGUUAUCGUCUUGGGGCUCUGGGAAGUGCAGUUACAUGGGGGACCAGGCCUGAUAAUACCAUAAAAGGCUUGAUUCUCUCAAUUCUGAAGCCAUGUUCUGUUGACCUUCCUCUAAAAGCGGUACCCGCAAUUGUGCGGAUUUCGUGGUUCUCUAGUCCCACGCCGUCUGCUUCCUGGGCCCUUUCAUUGGCUCCGCCCCCGUAAAUCUUGCUCGUCCACUCUGGAAGCGCUCUCCUGACUACAGGCCGCGCCCCUCGCAUCGGCUCCGCCCACCUGGCGCGCAGCUUGGCCCAGGCGGUAGUUCGCGUUUUGAGCCGAUCGUGCCACCAUAGCUCCUGCUGCUGCCUGUACCGCUGCCGCUACAGCGGCGGAGCUGAAAUUGCCGAACGCGAUGCCCGAGGGCGCUGUGAGCGGGGUGGCCCUCGCUCGCCGAGGCUGGUCAGUGAGAGGGCAUAUUGGGAAGCCCUGUGGAGUGGAAAGACAGUGCCGCUGUUGAGACAAGACCCAGUACUGUGCCGGGGACUGUCCCAAGGGGUUUCUCGUCAUAAUGGCUGUGGAAGGGUCAACCAUUACCAGCCGAAUCAAGAAUCUGUUGAGAUCUCCAUCCAUCAAACUGCGCAGGAAUAAGGCAGGAAACCGACGAGAGGACCUCAGCUCCAAGGUGACCUUGGAGAAGGUGCUGGGAAUUACAGUGUCUGGAGGCAGAGGACUUGCCUGUGACCCCCGGUCAGGUUUAGUUGCCUACCCAGCAGGGUGUGUGGUUGUGUUGUUCAAUCCCCGGAAACACAAACAGCACCACAUCCUCAACAGUUCCAGGAAAACCAUCACUGCCCUUGCCUUCUCCCCCGAUGGCAAGUACUUGGUCACCGGAGAGAGUGGGCACAUGCCCGCCGUGCGGGUUUGGGACGUGGCAGAGCGCAGCCAGGUGGCCGAGCUGCAGGAGCACAAGUAUGGUGUGGCUUGUGUGGCCUUCUCUCCUAGCGCCAAGUACAUCGUCUCUGUGGGCUACCAGCAUGACAUGAUCGUCAACGUGUGGGCCUGGAAGAAAAACAUUGUGGUGGCCUCCAACAAGGUGUCCAGUCGGGUGACAGCAGUGUCCUUCUCUGAGGAUUGCAGCUACUUUGUCACUGCAGGCAACCGGCACAUCAAAUUCUGGUAUCUCGAUGACAGCAAGACCUCAAAGGUGAAUGCCACUGUGCCCCUGCUGGGCCGCUCAGGGCUGCUGGGAGAGCUGCGGAACAACCUAUUCACUGAUGUGGCCUGUGGCAGAGGGAAGAAGGCGGACAGCACCUUCUGCAUCACGUCCUCGGGGCUGCUGUGCGAGUUCAGUGAUCGAAGGCUUUUGGACAAGUGGGUGGAGCUGAGGACCACAGUGGCCCACUGCAUCUCUGUGAGCCAAGACUACAUCUUCUGUGGCUGUGCUGAUGGCACCGUGCGCCUUUUCAACCCCUCUAACCUGCACUUCCUUAGCACCUUGCCCCGACCCCAUGCUCUGGGGACAGACAUUGCCAGCAUCACUGAGGCCAGUCGCCUCUUCUCUGGAGUGGCCAAUGCCAGGUAUCCAGACACCAUUGCCUUGACCUUUGAUCCUACUAAUCAGUGGCUGUCUUGUGUGUACAACGAUCAUAGCAUUUAUGUUUGGGAUGUGAGGGACCCCAAGAAAGUGGGCAAGGUGUACUCGGCUCUGUAUCAUUCUUCCUGCGUCUGGAGUGUGGAGGUCUACCCCGAGGUGAAGGACAGUAACCAGGCCUGCCUGCCCCCCAGUUCCUUCAUUACCUGCUCCUCAGACAACACCAUCCGCCUAUGGAACACAGAGAGCUCCGGGGUGCAUGGCUCCACCCUCCACCGAAACAUCCUCAGCAGUGACCUCAUUAAAAUCAUCUAUGUGGAUGGGAACACCCAGGCCCUGCUGGACACAGACCUGCCUGGAGGAGACAAAGCGGAUGCGUCCCUGAUGGAUCCCCGCGUGGGCAUCCGCUCGGUGUGUGUCAGCCCCAAUGGACAGCAUCUAGCAUCAGGGGACCGUAUGGGCACACUUAGGGUGCACGAACUUCAGUCCCUGAGUGAAAUGCUGAAGGUGGAGGCCCAUGACUCUGAGAUUCUGUGCCUGGAGUAUUCUAAGCCAGACACAGGUCUGAAACUGCUAGCAUCAGCGAGCCGGGACCGGCUGAUCCACGUCCUGGAUGCCGGGCGGGAGUACAGCCUACAGCAGACACUGGACGAACACUCAUCCUCCAUCACUGCUGUCAAGUUUGCAGCCAGCGACGGGCAAGUCCGCAUGAUCAGCUGUGGAGCAGACAAGAGCAUCUACUUCCGCACUGCGCAGAAGUCUGGAGAUGGAGUACAGUUCACGCGGACACACCAUGUGGUACGGAAGACGACCCUCUAUGACAUGGAUGUGGAACCCAGCUGGAAGUACACGGCCAUCGGCUGCCAGGACCGAAAUAUUCGGAUAUUUAACAUCAGCAGCGGGAAGCAGAAGAAGCUGUUUAAAGGGUCACAGGGUGAGGACGGCACACUCAUCAAGGUGCAGACAGACCCCUCAGGGAUCUACAUUGCCACCAGCUGUUCCGACAAGAAUCUCUCCAUUUUUGACUUCUCCUCAGGCGAGUGUGUGGCCACCAUGUUUGGCCACUCAGAGAUUGUCACUGGCAUGAAAUUUAGUAAUGAUUGCAAACAUCUCAUCUCUGUGUCUGGGGACAGCUGCAUAUUUGUGUGGCGCCUGAGCUCUGAGAUGACCAUCAGCAUGAGGCAGCGUCUGGCCGAGCUGCGCCAGCGUCAGCGGGGUGGCAAGCAGCAAGGACCGUCCUCUCCCCAAAGGGCUCCUGGACCCAACCGGCACCAGGCCCCAUUGAUGCUGUCUCCUGGACCUGCUGUCUCAUCAGACAGUGACAAGGAGGGAGAAGAUGAGGGGACUGAAGAAGAACUUCCAGCACUGCCCGUCCUUGCCAAGAAUACCAAGAAAGCACUGGCCUCAGUCCCCAGCCCUGCCUUGCCCCGAAGCCUGUCCCACUGGGAGAUGAGUCGGGCACAGGAGUCCAUGGGGUUCCUGGACCCAGCUCCCGCAGCCAACCCAGGACCCAGAAGAAGGGGGCGCUGGGCUCAGCCAGGUGUGGAGCUGAGCGUUCGAUCCAUGCUGGACCUACGGCAGCUGGAAACGCUGGCUCCAAGCCCACGGGGCCCUAGCCAGGACUCGCUGGCCACCGUCUCAUCUGGUCCCAGGAAGCAUGGGCAGCAGGCCCUUGAGACUUCACUCGCUAGCCAGAAUGAAAAGUCCCCUCGGCCUCAGGCUUCCCAACCCUGUUCCUGUCCCCAUAUUAUCCGAUUAUUGUCACAAGAGGAAGGGGUCUUUGCCCAAGAUCUGGAACCUGCACCCGUUGAAGAUGGUAUUGUCUACCCGGAGCCGAGUGACAGCCCCACCAUGGAUACCAGUGAGUUCCAGGUGCAGGCUCCAGCCCGGGGAACUCUGGGAAGAGUGUACCCAGGCAGCAGGAGCUCAGAAAAGCACAGCCCUGACAGUGCCUGCUCUGUGGAUUACAGCAGCAGCUGCCUUUCCAGCCCCGAGCACCCCACUGAAGAUUCUGAGAGCACGGAGCCCCUCAGUGUGGAUGGCAUCUCUUCAGACCUUGAAGAGCCAGCUGAGGGUGAUGAAGAAGAGGAGGAGGAGGAGGGAGGCAUGGGCCCCUAUGGGCUGCAGGAGGGCAGUCCCCGGACUCCAGACCAGGAGCAGUUUCUGAAACAGCACUUUGAGACUCUGGCCAAUGGAGCUGCUCCAGGGGCCCCAGUGCAGGUGCCAGAGAGGUCAGAGUCUCGGAGCAUCUCUUCACGAUACCUGUUGCAAGUACAGACCCGCCCACUCAGGGAACCAUCCCCAUCCUCCUCAAGCCUGGCAUUGAUGUCGAGACCAGCCCAGGUGCCACAGGCAUCUGGUGAGCAGCCGAGAGGCAAUGGUGCCAGUCCCCCCGGAGCACCCCCGGAGGUAGAACUGUCCUCCGGCAACCCCAGCCCCCAGCAGGCAGCCUCUGUGCUGUUGCCACGAUGCCGUCUCAACCCUGACAGCAGCUGGGCUCCCAAGAGAGUGGCCACAGCCAGCCCCUUGUCUGGACUCCAGAAGGCCCAGUCUGUGCACAGUCUGGUGCCACAGGAAAGAAAUGAGGCCACUCUGCAGGCCCCUUCACCAGGCCCACUGCUCUCUCGGGAGAUGGAAGCUCAGGAUGGUCUGGGCUCCCUGCCCCUAGCUGAUGGCCCUCCGUCUCGGCCUCACUCCUAUCAGAACCCCACCACCAGUUCCAUGGCCAAGAUAUCCCGCAGUAUCUCUGUUGGGGAGAACCUGGGCCUGGUGGCUGAACCUCAAGCUCCUGCCCCCAUCCGAGUCUCACCACUCAGCAAGCUGGCCCUGCCCAGCCGGGCUCACCUGGUCCUGGACAUCCCCAAACCACUGCCUGACCGUCCUACCCUGGCUGCAUUCUCUCCUGUCACCAAAGGCCGGACCCCUGGCGAGGCAGAAAAGCCUGGCUUCCCAUUGGGCCUAGGAAAAGCUCACAGUACAACUGAGAGAUGGGCCUGUUUGGGGGAGGGUACCACUCCCAAGCCUAGGACAGAGUGCCAGGCUCAUCCGGGGCCCAGCAGCCCCUGUGCCCAGCAACUGCCAGUCAGCAGCCUCCUCCGAGGCCCUGAAACCUUGCUGCCCCCACCCCCUGAGAAGACUCCCAACCCCAUGGAAUGCACCAAGCCAGGGGCAGCCCUGAGCCAGGACUCAGAGCCAGCGGUGAGCCUGGAGCAGUGUGAGCAGAUGGUGGCAGAGCUCCGCGGUAGCGUGCGCCAGGCCGUGCGGCUCUACCACUCGGUGGCUGGCUGCAAGAUGCCCUCAGCAGAGCACAGUCGGAUUGCCCAGCUCCUCAGAGACACCUUCUCUUCAGUGCGACAGGAGCUGGAAGCCCUGGCUGGGGCAGUGCCGUCCAGCCCAGGCGGCAGCCCUGGGGCUGUGGGAGCCGAGCAGACACAGGCCCUGCUGGAGCAAUACUCAGAACUGUUGCUUCGAGCUGUGGAACGGCGCAUGGAACGCAAACUCUGAGUUCCGGAAGCCUGUCCCAAGUGAAUGAAUGCCCCAGCGAUUCCAAACUGCAGCCCCUCUGCCACUCACCAAAACCCACGGGGCUGCUUGGAUUGGAAAGCAGGGAGCAGUGUUCAGAGGCAAAGCAGCCUUCCUAGCCGCUCCUCAUAGGGCGCCUGUAUUUAUUAAUUUAUUUUCCUGACUGUUGCCUCACUUCCUUGGAACUCCUGCCUCCACAGCCCCUCCAGUGGCAGGGACAGGUCUUGGGUCUUUGUCAUCUUGGUGCUGUGAGAGGUAGGAGGGCAGCUUGCCCCAUCUAGGAAUCUGGGAAGGGCUGGCCCUCUCUUAGAAGCCAUUUGAAAUUACUGCAGGGAUCAGCUCCCUGGGGUGGAGCAUACACAGGGUACUCUGGGGUCGAGGUGAGGUGAUGUGGUAUUCAGGGCCCUUCAGCCAACUGUGGGCCUUCACUUCUACCUCCACUGCCCCUCUCACACCAGCUGCACUCCCCUGGCUGCCAGAGCAGGGUGGUUUUCCCCAAUACCUGGCAGCUCAGAAAGGCAGAGCCGUCAGGCCCUCCAGGGUGUCCCCAGCCAUCAGGAGACUUGAAUUGGUAUUAGGACCUGAGCCCCCACAUUCCACUCCUAUUCUCCCUCCAAGAGGGGCCCAGCAUUGUCUUUCCCUGUGACCCCUUUCUCUCCUGGCCGGAACUUGAGCCAACUGUGGGAUGUUGCUGCGGGACAGUAAGCCCUCACCUGGGCAAACACGAAGCUCUGGCCUCCUUUCCUCAGCCCCUUGUUCUUACCUGUUCUCCAGCCCUGGACCCCAGCCGGCUGCUGGAGCCCAGAGGCCACCUUCUUGCAUCCUGAGUGAUGCUCAGUCAGAAGCCUGUGUUGGAAUGUCCCUCGUUUACAGGGCGCUGGCCCACCUCCUGAGGACCUCGGCCACAGAUGAGAUCACACACAUGCAUGCGCACACACGUGUACACACACGUAUACACACACACGCCUACCUGCACAGCACGCAGUUGGGUGUUGGUUGCUCGAGUAUCCGGCUGGCUGCUGUGUGCCUGGUUUCCUCACAUCCUGCCUCAGCUUCACCACCCUGGCUUAUGUGGAACACGUAUUAGGGAGCAGAAAAGGGGCGCAGCACACUAAGCGAACCCAGAUUCUGGAUUCUUGGUGUCCACCGCCUAGCUGAUAGGAGAUGGCCCAUAGGACACCUGGUUUAGGUAGAAGGAGCCUCCUCAAAGGCAGUGCUGGGCACCCACGGUGUGUGCUGGAUGCUGUGAGAGGAGGGAGGUGCCAGGGCCAAAGGAGACACUAGAAAAGUGGUAGAUGGGACAGAUAAGUGGCAGAGGUGAGGGGAUAGGUUACAAUGUAAAAGGGCAGUAAUUAGGCGUGAGGGGAAGGAGAUAGGGGAUCGUAGGAGGUAGAGUGGGACCAAGUUGUGAGGCAGUUGAAGAGUUGAGGAAAGGUGUCUGUGGGCCUUGCUGCUCCCCUCUGCUCCAGGUAAGUCAGAGCAGCUUUACCACGGCUUCAGGCUACGAGAGCCCCUUCACCCGCCCUGCUGUGCAGAAGCUUAUAAAGAAAUGGGUUCCGGACCAGGCGUGGUGGCUCACGCCUGUAAUCCCAGCACUGUGGGAGGCCGAGGCCGGCAGAUCAGGAGGUCAGGUGAUAAGAGACCAGCCUGGCCAACAUGGUGAAACCCUGUGUCUAGUAAAAAUGCAAAAGUUAGCCGGGCCUAGUGGCAUGCGCCUGUAAUCCCAGCUACUUGGGUGGCUGAGGCAGGAGAAUCACUUGAACCCUGGAGAUGGAGGUUGCAGUGAGCCGAGAUCGCGCCAUUGCACUCCAGCCUAGGUGACAAAGAGAGACGCCAUCUCAAAAAAAAAAAUGGGUUCCGAAGGGUGCCCAGCUCCGGGACAUCAGCCUGAGUGCGCUUGAGCUGCUCUAAACCUGGCCAUUCCCCACUCCUCUAGCACCGCCACCCGCAUGGCCCCGGAACUCCCGCUGCGCCCCGACCUCCCACACCAGCCGCGCCCACCGCAGGUGGGACUCAGGUUCGCCCUCUGGGCCAGGUCCUUCACGAGGAGGGAGCUACCCUCCGCCUGAGGUUUGUGAGAACGUGGCCGCCCUUUUCCUGCCCUCUGCCCCAUGUGGGUGAGGGGCGUCGUGGCCCGGCCGGCACCCCGUCCCCUUCUGCAUGUCUGAGGCCACCGGCAACCGCCGUCCAACUCCAGAUUUGCCCCUGCCCAGUUUUGAAAGCCCCUUAUUUAUAACUUUUCUACUUUGUGCAGGUCGCGGCGCUUCCCGCCUCCUCUUCGGCUGUACGGGCCGGGGGGCUGUUUUUAACAUGCCCGUUUGUACUGAUGUAUGAACUUGUCAAUAAACACAAUUGUUUGUUAA